UCUGCCCCCAAAAUCUACCACAACCAGAAGCUCCACAGCCUUCCGUGGGCAAGGCAAUGGCGCCCGUGGAUCUGGGAGCAGGCUACGUGUUCCAACCCUGCGGCCGUCAGCUCGUCGACGGCUUCCUCAUCCCCGGCCUCAUCGACGAGGGCGUGGACGUCUUCUCGCUGCGCCCGCGCGCGCUCCCCUUCUGGCGCAUCCACAGGAGGCACGACGGCGAGGUGUGGGGCUUCUUCUUCGCGGACCGGCCCGCCGCCGGCAAGAAGUGCCCCGCACCGGGCGGGUGCUGGGUGCGGCACGGCCGCGAGAAGGCGUACUACGGCCAGGACGGCGGCAGCGGCGGGGAGCCGGUCGCGUUCAUGCGCAGGUUCGCGUACCGCAUCACGUGGAAGGGCGGCGCGGUGUCGGCGCCGACGCGGUGGCAGAUGAAGGAGUACCGGCUCAACACGGACGCGGCAGCCUUCCGCGCCGCGCACCCCGACCCCGAGGCGGCGGGCGUGGUCUUCGUGGUCCACAAGGCCUUCAGGAAGGCGGCGCUCUCUCCGCCGCGGCCGCCGCCCGUCUACUGCAGCGAGAGCGAGGAGGAGGAGGAGGUGGUGGACCAGGAACUCGAUGAGUUGGUGCUAGACCUGCGGGCGCUCACGGAGGGGAAAUAGGGUGGCCUCGCUCGCCGGCGCGGCCGAGGAGCGGUGGUGCACCUCCUGCUGUGGAUGUGGAGUACGUACAGGCAGCGGUACAGGUGUAGCAUACUAGCAUUACGCAACUGCAUGUCGAUUUCUUCAGAGCUGUUGCAUCUGUGGUUUUCAGUUUUCGGAUUGCAAACUCGGUCUAGUCGAGGAUUGGUUGAUUGGUUCGUGUCGUCCCAAGCACAAUUUAACCAUUCAGGAGGUAAAUCCUUCAAGAAACUAGUGAGUGUCUCUAUACAUAUUUGUUCAUACAUCACUUGAAAGCACCAAAACAUAGUGCAUAAUCUUGUAGAGGUGAGAAAUGCUUCUCCAUUUGUUUGUUCGGUGCAGAAGUGCUGCUGACUGGAUGUAUUGCAAGAUUGCAGUGAUUUCUUCAGGGUUGCAAGAGUUCUUUUGGGCAGCACUUUGGUGUGUUAGCUAGUUUCAGUUUACAAGGCCAAGUUUCUGAUAGUCAUUGCACUUCAACUUCCAUUUCGUAAGGACCAAGUUUGUACUUUGUAGUUUCAGCAACAGCAAA
This is a messenger RNA of Lolium perenne, 1203 nucleotides long. RefSeq lists its product as uncharacterized. The record is from RefSeq and is a predicted model, not a curated record. Gene Ontology annotation, biological process: regulation of DNA-templated transcription. NCBI's taxonomy places the organism in Eukaryota, Viridiplantae, Streptophyta, Magnoliopsida, Poales, Poaceae. Gene Ontology annotation, molecular function: DNA binding.